AUGUGUGUGUGUGUGUGUGUGUGUGUGUGUUACAGUCUGUCCCGUACAGCCUGCCCAGUCUCUGGCUCGCCCGCGCGCCUGCUUCAGAGCUGUAGCCGCUGUAGUUGGGUAAACUCCAUGGCUGAAGGCAGUCAGUCAGCCGGGGGGAGACGGCGGCUCUGAAUACCCGCGGAUUAAACACGCGCUGUGGGCUACUCCGGAGGGAAUUACGGGAAUUAUUACUCGGCGGAACCGAAAGCUGGGGAGGGAGGAGUGUUGUUUCUAUUUUAGCGAGAAACAAAGAACAAACCCGCUCUGUUUUAGUGAAUCUUCUUCUUCCUCCAGUCAGGUAACGAACCACAACAAACUCACUCGGCGGCGCGGUUUCCAUUAGCAGGAGAAACACGCUGAGAGAGAGAGAGAGAGAGAGCUGGGCGGGAAUGGCUUCGUCUCCCUGUAGCAGCAGCAACAGUGGUGGCAGUAACUUUGACUGCGGACUUGAAAUCAAAACUCGGUCUGUGGAGCAAACACUCAUCCCGCUGGUGUCUCAGAUAACCACACUGAUAAAUCACAAAGACAAGCUAAAGAAGACAGAAAAGACACUGCGGGCCAUUCAGAAGGUUGGCCAGGCGGUCAGUGUUGCUGUGGGCCGCUUUGUGGCUGUGGGAGAAGCAAUUGCACUAGAGAAUGAAGAACUAAAGGAAGAGAUGGGCCAUGCCUGCUUUGAGGCCCGGAGAGCAGGUAUGGCUAUUGCACAGCUGACAGAUGUAUGUGGGGCGGAGCAGAGUGAAUCCGAUGGGCGUGGCACAGUGUUCAGUGACAGGACGGGCAUGGUGAAGGCUGCCCGCAUGCUGCUCUCCUCUGUCACCAAAGUGCUGGUGCUUGCUGAUCGCAUCGUCAUCAAGCAGAUCAUCAGCUCCCGCAACAAAGUGCUGGUGACACUGGAGCAGUUGGAGCAAGUCAGCACCUUUCAGGAGUUUGUGCAGAUCUUCAGUCAGUUUGGUAAUGAGAUGGUGGAGUUCGCCCACCUCACAGGAGACAGACAGAACGACCUGAAGGAUGAGAACAAGAAGGCGCGAAUGGCUGCAGCCCGUGCUGUGCUUGAGAAGUGCACCAUGAUGCUCCUCACUGCUUCCAAGACAUGUCUCAGACACCCAGACUGUGAGUCUGCACGGAUCAACAAAGAUGCUGUGUUCCAGCGAAUGCGUCUGGCUCUGGACCAGGUCAUAGAGAUUGUGACUGAUGCCCGGACCAGUGGUGAAGCCAAAACAUUGCCCAUCAGCAUCUAUGCUGGGAUUAAAGACUUCAAGGGUAAGGUGGAGGGUCUAAGGGACUCUCUGUACUGUGUGCCAUGUGAAGCUGUUGCAGCACAGCUGGAGGCCUUGGUGGAGCAGACUGAAGAUUUCACAGAUUCGGCCUACACCAGCCACGAGCAGCGAGAAGGCAUACUGCAGCUGUGCCACAUAACACGCCAAGGAACCCAGCAACUCCUCUCCACCUGGAGUGAGGCGCAGUCGCUCAAAGCCAAAGAGGUGACGGAGGAAGUGGAGCUGGCCAUUCUGAAGACCUGUCAGAGUGUCAGUGAGCUCAGGCGAGAGCUCCAUAAGGUAGCAGUGGGUAGAGCCAGUGAGCUGCUGAAGCUGCACUCAGAUCACCUGGUGCUGCAGGCUUUGAAGGCAGCUGGGAGCGAGGGGAACCUGGAGGCAGUAGCUGAGUAUGGGCGGACACUGACCGAGCAGAGGGAGCAGUUGGUGGAGACCUGCCGACUGCUGUGCCACAUCUCGGGAACAGAACCACUGGAGAUCACCUGUAUCCAUGCAGAAGAGACCUUCCAUGUCAUCGGCCCACAGAUCAUCUCAGCAGCACAGACGCUGGCCCUGCAUCCGAACAGUAAGAUAGCUAAAGAAAACCUGGAUGUGUUCUGUGAGGCCUGGGAGUCGCAGCUGUGUGACAUGGCCGUCCUGCUGAAAGAGAUCAACGAUGUUUUUGAAGGCCGCAGAGGUGAUAAAAGAACAUACCUGUCAUUACCCAGAGCAGUGAAGCACUCGACUAAUCUGAAGACGGUAAAGGCUGCCAAGCUUGAUGCAGAGGAGCAGACCACCAUUGCUAAACUGGGGCUGGAACUUCGACUGCUCACCUCAGAUGUAGACUCGGAGCUGGAACGCUGGGAGGAGCAGGACCAUGACGUGGCGCCUCAGUGUCAGAGCAUGUCCAGCGUGGCUUACUCCAUGUACCUCUUCACCAGGGGGGAGGGUCUUCUGAAGACUACGUUGGACCUGUUCCACCAAGCAGAGGUUCUAUCAGAGCAGGGUCUCCAGUUCUGCUCCUUCCUACAGUCCUUGUCCACACAGCUGGGGGACGAGGAGAAAAUGCUGCUGCUGUCGGAGACAGAGAAGUUGGCAGCCUGCUGUCAGCAGCUGCAAGUCUGCGCUAAGACACCUGUCCAGGGGAAGAGUGCUACCUUUCAGAAGGUGGACUCAUCCAUACAGAACACCAAAGGCAUUGUGGCAGUUUUGGUCUCUCUCCUGCCACUGUGUAAUAAGCUCAUCAAAAAGUGUAAAUCACAGCGCAGCAGUCAGGGUUCACCACAGCACUGGAGAGAGAGGCAGCUCGGCACUCCAGUUAAAGAGGACGCUCUGAACGGCAAGGGCUCUAAUGGUUUCGGAGUCAAAACCCUGGAACAACACAUGGCCAAUAUGACCUUCCUGGAGACCAAGUAGCUCUGGGAUCUUUUAGCCUCCUCUAACCUGUCCUGGAGUACUAUUAUUAUUCCACAUGCUCUCACUCACGCAUCGCAGUGUACUCGCCCACUCUGUGCCUCUGUAUGUGCUUUAGCCCAUAUGUUUUGUGGUGUACAGUAGCUGUUAGCACUCCAGCCUCACACCUCACAAAAGCCCCUUUCACACACACACAAAAAACUUUUACCAGUGACAUUUUAAUUUGUAUCAUUUACACAGAACUCACAUGCUCAUUAAGAAUGGGACCUUCUUAAUAUGAAAGAGCAUCAUCUCUCUUAUGGUCAGAAAACUAAAAACACAUAUGUGCCACACAUUUAGCAACAUGUUGCUCUGCUGGUCAUUCUGCAUUGUUUUUGUGCAAAAGUGACCAGACAUGCAAACAGGGUAUGUUUUAUUCACUACUCUAGAAGAAAAAUAAAUUUCAAGUUUUUUUUUAUUUUGACAGUUUAAUCCCAACUGUCUAAAUAAGCUCAGAAGAGAUCUACUUGCAGUGGCAUGAAAAAGUGUGGGAGCCCCUGGUCAAAAUAUCUGUGAAUAGUUAAGUGAGCAAAAGAUGACCUGAUUUCCAAAAGGCAAGAAGUUAAAGAUGAAACUUUCCUGAAUAUUUUAAACAACUUUUUGCCAUUUGUUUUGUUUGCACCCCUGUAUGGUCUUUAAUUAUUAACACCUCUUCAACAUCUCACAGCUCAGUUCUAGUUUGGAGGAUUUUUACCUAUCCAACCUUUAAAAAGGUUAGUUCUUUCAGAUUUUUGGGCCCAGGGUCUGUGGAAAAGAGGGAUCAGUUAGGGGACUUAAACCUUUUGAUUACACCUGUUAAGGUACUUAGUAUUUUAUAUUUUUGGGCAUUUUUUUAAUCCUGCAUAACUUCAAGUGAGUUUAGCUGUUUCUUUGGAAUCCUCUGAUGUUGAAUUUGUGGUGAAGGUGCAAGAAAGGUAUUUUUCUUUUCUUUACUAAAAAUUCCUACAUAAAAGUCAGAGUAGAACAGUGAAAUACACACUACUACUUCUGCUACUGCUAAGAUUAACAUUUACAGGUCAAACAAGGUUUUUAAUUAGCCUUUUCUCAACCUAAUGAGCAGUCUUUUAUACGAAAGUUUGCAUGUUCGCCCAGACCUCAGCCUGACCUGCUUUAUUCCAGUGGACUGCUGCUGCUGCUUAAAUAUAUCACAAACUGAAGAAGCAGCGUAUUUUUGUGAAUUGUCCUAAAUUGGGCAAACCAGUUAAGGUCUAAACCUUGAUGAAAAAAAGUUAUCCGAGAAUAAGCAAUUUUGUUUUUUUACAAUACAAUUGUACAUUGCUUAAAAUGUUAAAAAUAUAUUUUAUCUUAACCAUUCAAUAGAACAAGGGUGGGUCUAGGGUUGCAGGUUGGGCGAGUUUGGUUUGUUUCUCUGUGCAGAUUUUCAUCUAGGCUCCCACUGAUACAAAAAGGAUGGGUGGUUGACCAUUUUAACCAAGGGUGACCAGACUUUUGCAUGAAACUGUAUUUUACAAUACUGUGUCAGGAAUUUUAAACCUGGCUCGCAUUAACUCAUGAACCCUUCCCAUUACUAGUAAAUACUCUGGUGAAAGUGCAUGUGUGAAAGGGGCUGUAUAAAUACACCAAAAACAAAGUAACACACACAAACACUCUCUCUCUCUCUUUCUCUCACACUCACACGCACCCACACACACACCCAUGCAUGUUAUCAGGUCAGUUCCAAACCAUCAUGUGUAGUGACUGCUGAACAAGUUACCGUUAAGAUGAAGUGUAUAAUUUAUCACCAUAUAUAUUACUGUGUUAACAGAAUAGCUUUUUUGAAAUGCAAAAAUUAGUCACCUCAGUUAUUUCAAUGUCGGACACACACUGUAUUUAAUGUAUCUGCCUCAUUUACACAUCAACGCCAAAUAUGUUCUGUAUUACGAUGAUCUCUCUGUACUGAGCUCGCAGAAAGACUGCCAGCACAAGGUUACAAGGCACCGUUCCUAAAUGGGCCGAGCAUUACUGUGUUUAAAAGGGCGUUUCCAAUGGGUCAUUUUCCAAAACAUAAAUCUGAAGGAUCAUACCAUGAUCCAAAAUUACGUUUACGGUAUUAAAACAGGAUUCUCCUUCUUUUCUUUUUUGUUGGGUUUACUUAUGGUGAGAGUGACUGCCAUAUGUCAUAUGGACUGCCCUGCCUGUAGGUCACUGUGAUAUGUAUUGUUACUUGAAACAUAAUGGAUGUCGAGCUCUGGUACGCUAUCUCCAAACGAUCAGAAUGAAGCUGGCACAUGAAAAUCAAUAGACUGGACUGGUGUGUACUUUAGAGCAAGUGGCUCAUUCUCUAUUUAGGGCACUGCAGAGCCUCAUGCUUCACUGAACAUUAUUUGGCCAUAUAAAACAAGCCGAGGUCUAAGCUGUUUCUGUUCAGGUGAGAAGUAUGUGAAUGUUCUGUUAGUGGAAGUAUAUAUAUAUAUAUAUAUAUAUUUGUUAAGACCUUGCUGAAACUUUUCUCAAAAGUACACCACAGUCAAAACCAUAAGCUUUAGAGAUGAUUGAGCAGCUAUGAACUUGAGUGGAAUUAGUUUUGGACCAUUGAUCCUUUUGACAGUGGAAUGACUGAUUGUUUAAACCAAGAAAAUCCUAAAUAUACAUUAUUUUUCUUAAA
Molecule: messenger RNA, 5340 nt
Organism: Astyanax mexicanus (Mexican tetra)
Lineage: Eukaryota; Metazoa; Chordata; Actinopteri; Characiformes; Acestrorhamphidae
Gene: ctnnal1
Product: catenin (cadherin-associated protein), alpha-like 1
Exons: 19
Coding region: 420-2699 (759 amino acids)
Biological process (GO): Rho protein signal transduction; cell adhesion
Molecular function (GO): cadherin binding; actin filament binding
Source: RefSeq, a predicted model, not a curated record